This is a messenger RNA of Diversispora eburnea, 2415 nucleotides long. Lineage: Eukaryota; Fungi; Glomeromycota; Glomeromycetes; Diversisporales; Diversisporaceae. The record is from the annotation of a GenBank genome assembly.
AUGCCACAGCAAUCUAUUAUUAGCACGAACAAAGACAAUCCAACCGAACAUCAUCCAGAAGACUUUGACCAAUUUGUGGCGCUAUUAAAUUUUUUAUCAGAACCAAUUAUAUAUCCACCAGAAGGAUAUAUGCAAGAUAAUAUAUCAUUUGAAAUAUUUGUAAAUAUAUGUUAUCAUUUACCACCACGAGAUUUAUUAAUGUUAGCAUGUGUUUGCAAAAAUUUCAAGAAUAUGUUAGAUGGAAAAUUAUUUCCGAUCUGUUCGGAAAUUUGGAAAACAUCUAGAGAAAGAUUUACGGUUUUUAAAGAUAUGGAUCCACCACGAGAUAUGUCACAGCAACAAUUUGUACGAUUAUUGAAUUUUGAAAGAGGAUGUGAAAGUUGUAAGAGGAAAGGCAAUAUUCAAAUUUAUUGGCCAGCCAAUGUGAGAUCUUUUCCACAUAUUAUUCCAUGUCCAGAUGAUAAUGAUAGAAUACAACAUUAUUGGUUACCACAUGCACAUGCAUUAUCUGCUAAAUAUGAAUUAGAUAAUAGAAAUUCAGAUAAUUCAAAUGAAUGGUUAACAAAUAAAAAAUCCGAAUUACAACGAUUGACGGAAGAUAGUUUGAAACGUUAUCGAUGGAUAACACAAUGUUGGGGAGAACAAAUAAAUUUUCAAAAAUCUAAAGUUAAUUCAAUUAUUCAAGAUAUUCAUCAUCAUUAUCAAAAGGAUUAUUCAAAUGAUGAUAAAAUUUCAUUAAAAUAUUUAAUGAAACAUCCAGUUACUGAAAGAAUUCUUGAUUCGAUUAUGAUUAAUCCAUUCAUUAAACAAGAUUUUGAUACAUUUACUGAAUCAAUAAAAUCUAUUAUUGUUAAAAAAAAAUCAUCGGGUAAUGAUAAAAGAGAAAGUGUAAGAACAUCAAUUUAUAUUCCUCCACCAGUAGCAAGAAAAAUAUUAUCACAGAAUAGAUCAACCAAAUUACCACAAAUAUAUGACCAAUUAUCAGAAAGCAAUCUAAAUAAAUCAGAUAAUAAAUCAAUUAAUAAGUCAAACAAUAAGUCAAAUAUUAAGUCAAACAAUAAGUCAAACAAUAAUUCAAAUAAUAAUUCAAAUAAUAAGUCAAAUAAUAAUAAUAAUUCAAACAAGUCAUCUCAUCAUCCACCAUCUGUUAAGGUCAAAAAUGAAUCGGGAACAGAUAAUCGGUCAUCAGGAUCUAUUGAGAAUCCUAAUUUUAUUCCUUUAACAAAGAAUAAAAUGGCAAAUAUCAACUUUUUAGAUGAUGAAACCAAAAAUCAUUCUGUCAAUAAUCAAUUCUCCAAUAAUCCAUUCUCCAAUAAUUCAUCCUUCAAUAAUUCAUCCUCUAAUAAUCUAUCCUCUAACUAUCCAUUCUCCAAUAAUAUUCCAUCUAAUAAUCUAUCCUCCAAUAAUAUUCCAUCUAAUAAUCUAUCCUCUAAUAAUCCAUUCUCCAAUAGUCCAUUCUCCAAUAAUCCAUCCUCUAAUGUUUCAUCUAAUAAUAAUCCAUUCUCCAAUAAUCCAUCCUCUAAUGUUUCAUCUAAUAAUAAUCCAUCCUCCAAUAAUCCAUUUUCCACUAAUAAUCCAAAUCCAUCCUCCAAUAAUCUAUCUUUCAAUAAUCCAUCCUUCAAUAAUUCAUCCAAUAAUCUAUCCUCUAAUAAUCUAUCCAAUAAUCUAUCUAAUAAUAUUAUGAUAGACAAUGAAAAGAGAUUACCUUAUAUACGUGGAGGAGUAUCUUCAAUAAUUGGUAGUGUUGGUAGUGUAGGUGGUUAUAUAACUCCAUCAGUGGAUUCUUCAACUAUUUCUACAUCCAAUAUAACACAACAGCAAGUUAGAAUAGAAGAAUCAAAACAACAACAUAUUCCUUUAAAUGUUGAUAGUAAUAACAUAUCUCAGGAUAUUCUUAUAAGAAGGAAUGAAAUAGUUAGAACUCUUAAACUAGUGGUGGUGACAACAGAUAAUCCCACUCAUCCCAAGAAGAAUAAAAUUCAAAUUCCAUUCACAAUUGAUAUUCGAGAUCAUUUAUUUCAAUACUUAUCUCAUUGUCCUUCAUUUAAAAUUCCCCCCGAUUAUACAUCUACUGAAGGUUAUGAUAAACCUUUUUUAUUUUCCUUAAUUCAAAAACUUCAACAAGAAGCUUCCAUAUUGACAAAUACUUGUAAACAUCCUAGACCACAUCAUAUUCUUGAUUUACGUGGUGCUUUUGAAAGAGGGAUUGAUAAUUAUCCUAUAUUUAGAUGUCUUCAUUGUAGGCAUAUUCCUGCUAUUCAACCAAUGGUUUGGAAAAGAAUGGAAAAACAUGUUUCGGAAGUUCACACUUCAAAAUUGACUGAUGAAUUUGCUUAUAUUGAGGCUAGAUCUGUAAUUUAUUAUCUUCAUUUUGCUUUUGUACCUGAACUUAAUCCUUUAUUUCAUCAACAAUAA